GAAAGUAACUUGUUUCUUAUUAUUAUUUCGUAACCUAUUUGUUAAAAUAAGUAAACCAUUUUAGUCUGUUUUAUAGAUUCCCUUAGAUUUUUUCUUGAGAGUAUUUCGAUUUACUCAACUUUUUUCCUUGUCAUUUAUGUCAUUGUUCACAGGUGCAUAAAAUAGAGGAUAAGUCUGGAGACUUAAAAAUAUUUUCUCAUACGGAAGAGGACAAUUAUAAUUCCUCAUUCUUUCUUACUCUGUCAAAAGAUCCAACGUUAGAAACAGUUUUUGAAUUGGAUUCAACGAGUUAUAAUAAAGACAGUGAUGAACUUAUACCGAACAACGCUUUUGUACGUAUUCGUCACACAUCCUCAAAGAUGUGGAUUAAAGCUAGUGAGACUACAAUUGAUAAAAAUAUAGACAAACCUAUAAUGCACAAGCUUAAUCUUACUUCCAUAAAAGAUAACAAAGAAGUAUUCGCUAUCCUUCCUGUACCUUCAUGCGUAGUCAGAGAUUUAGAUCUUGUCAGUGAUGUUUUUAAAGCUCUUGAAGCUAUUCUCAAUGUCCUGAAUAAUCAAGGAAAUCUGACCGAUAUCCAGUUCAGAUCUCUUGUAUUCAUUCUAUCGGAAAUAAUCAACUUUCUUGAUGGUAGCAUAGAUCUUACAUUCGAGUCGAGUCCAUCUGCAAAAAAUCCUAUGAUUUUACGUGACAGACAGAAGCUAUUACGUGAACAAAAUAUUAUUUCGCAAAUUAUACAAGUUCUCAGCUCAAAGUUUUUAAGUAGUCUGCCUAAACAGUCCACAUCGAACGUCAGCGUCAAUUUGCGAAAUUCAAAAAUGUUGCACUGGAAACCUGACGUUUCUCUAAUCAAUAUCUUAAAUGAUACCGAAAUACGUACAGAUUGUCCAGACUACCAAAGUGUUUACUUGGAUAAGAAAAAUGAAAUAUUGGCUUGGCAAACUGUUGGGACCCUCUGUUAUCGUAUACUUACAUUGUCUCAACAUAAUUACAGAAAGAAUCAGGAAUAUUUGGCUCUGUAUCUAAAUCUAAUGCAAUCUCAUAUUGGUUUGGGUAUAAGAGCAUCAGAAACAAUUACAGCUCUCUUACAUAACAACCGGAAAUUGCUUGAAAAGCAUGUGGGUGAAAAAGAGGUCUCUUCAUUUAUCUCACUAGUCAGAGAUAACUGCGAAGCACGAUUUUUAAACUACUUAUCAGCAUUGUGUAGUUAUCGUGGCGCUGCUAUCCCUAUUACACAAGAACUAAUUUCCCAUCAGUUAUUAGCUGAAAAGAAUGAAGAUUUGUUAGUUGAAACAUGUGAAAAAAUGAUUGUUGAUUUAGGAGAGGAACAUUCAAAAACUGCUGUUAUCAUAAUUUGGAAACAGUUACACUUUAUAGAUGAACAUUUUCGGAGGAAUUUCAACUCGCAUUUAAUUACAAACCAACCAGUCAGUCAGACAGAAUUUCUAGAGUUGAAUCUCAAUGUUCUGAGUGAAGUAAUUGAUCAGUCGCGACCAGGAAUAGGUGAUGAAUCAAAGUGUAUAUCAAUAUGCUGUCUCAUAAUGGAUUACUAUCAAGCUCAGAUAGACUUAUAUGCACUAUUAUGUCAAGAAAGACAGUAUAUUGCUAUCAAUUAUUUAACGCCAAAGAUUUCAACUGAAUUGUUAUUGAGAUGCAUGCGCAAUGAACAACUUAAACCAGAUCUUCGCGCAUCUUUCACCCGUCUUUUACUUAAUCUCCAUGUAGACAGAGAUCCUCAAGAACUUAAGCAACCAAUUCAAUAUGCUCGUUUAUGGAGUUCAUUGAGCACUGAUUCAGAUAUUGACACUUAUGAGUCAGUGAGCAAUCCGAUAGUGAAACAAGAAAAAGUCAAGUCCAAUUUCAUAGCCAUGAUGAACUUUGUGAAUGAUUACUUGGACGUUAUGUUAGAUACCGGUCGUUAUUUAUAUGACCCUGGUUAUAUAACUUUGACAUAUGAGAUCAUAAAUUUAUCCAGACAUUUAGUGUUUUUUGGGUUGUAUAACAUUGAAGAAUUAUUACUUUUGGGCCAGAAGCUUGUAUUUAUGCUUGAUCGAUGCGGAAUUUCAAAUGAUUUCAGCAGUGAGGCAAAUAUGGUGAAUGGAAUCAAUACCUCAUCAUCUCUAUUAACUAGUUCAAAUUGUGACAAACUUUUGACGCUGAAAAUCAAAAGUCUGGAAAUUAUUGAAUAUAUUCUAGAUGUUCGUGUAGAUUACCAGAUUUUUAGUCUGCUAACUACACUUCGAUGUGUUGAAAAACCUGAAGUUGAUUUAAAUGACCAGGAAAUAGAAAACGUAGUAAAACAUCAAAUGUCAGAAUUGUCGAACCUGGUAAAAAGCAAACUUACGUCUCUGUUCACUUUACGAGUUUCAAAGCAAAAGAAUGAAACAAGUGAUUCUCUACAGAUGGAAGAAACAAUACAAAAAAAAUUAAGCAUUUUGAAUAUUGAUGGUUUAAAUGGACAGUUGUUGGUGAAUGUUUCAGCUCGCUUGUGUAUAUCUGCUGGUGUUCAGCUAAAGUCGAAAUCACUUCAGUUACUCUUUCGACAAUUUGGUCAACAAGAAGAACUCAUUCUUAAACUUAAACAGGUUCAACUGCUGGUAUCGGAUAUUGGGAUUAAAGUCUAUAGUCAACUAAAACAAUAUCUGGAUACAUUGCGUAGUUUGAUUGAAACAUCUGAAUUGUGGAUGCAUGAUGAUACCCGUACAGCGAAUUCGGGUGGUAAUACUGAGACUAUCGAUGAACGUUACUGCGUGAACAAUUAUGGCUUGAUUAAAGAUAUUCUUCAUAAAAUAGUAUCAUUAUGCCAACCAGAAGAGACUGAAAAGAAGAAAAUUUUUCAUCAGAACUGUUUACUUCCUGUAAAAACAGAUGUAAAUGCUACUGAUAUACCUAGUCUUGGGACUAGUACAGAAAUAACUAGUCAGUCAUUAGGAGCCAUUGAUGAAUCAAGUGAAUCAUCUAAAGCAUCAUCCUUCUUCGUCUUUCCAUUUGAACAAAUACAACAACUUUUGCGUCAUCUUGGCGCGCACAAUAUAUUAUUAGAACUAUUGAAUAUUCAGUUAAAGUGUGACGAUGUGGUAUACAGUGAAAUUGUACAUUUGGUCAAAUGGAUUCUAUGCUUAUUUUGUCAUGAAAACGGAACAAAUCAAAAAUUGUUAUAUCCUCAUCUGGACAGAUUUCUGACAAAUGAAGUUGACGAUGCGAAAAUUUGCACGGAAAUACUCAAAAGUAAUGCUGAAUUAUGUUUGAUGAUUGAUCAUUCGAAGAUUAGAAAACUUUGCAUUCUUCUUCAAAACAGUAGUCCACAUUUGCAUUGGCUUCAAGUACUGACAAUAGUUUUUCAACCAAAUUCUGAGAUAUUACGACCAAUACAAGAGAUGCUGUCUACUGAACUUUGUUCAAUGUUUGAUGAAACAUUAUUUCUGAUGAAUAGCUUGUCACGUAUACACACUAUACUAGAUUCGCUUUUGUCUACAACAAUAUUUUCUGAAUUAUCAACGCUACCUACAUCAAUCACACUUGCUGACAAAACGUUUUUACAAGACUUAGAAUUCAAUAUUGAAUUUCUUCGUUUAUUGAACAUGCUAUUAACUGAAGAAAAUGAUAUCCUAAAGAAGAAGUAUCAAAAAUGGCUUAAAUUCACAGAGUUAAUUGAUAUAAUUAUUCAUCCAGUUGUUAAAUAUUUCGAACUUUAUUCAUUAAGAAAUGUUUAUAUGGAGAGUUUAGCAGUUUUAUGUGCCAGUGAUGAAUUUCGGAAUCAUUUUGACGUUCAGUACAGUGAAUCUUUAUGUAAUCUUUGGCAGAAUAUUACUGAAGAGUUGGAUUUGCUUAUUCAUGAUGAAAAAUCAAGCAACUGCUACAAAAUAUUUCUCAGAGACUCUCUUAUUCCAGUUAUAAGCAAGAUUUUUCUUGAGAUUCAAUCACUGAAUGACAAUCAGCCACAACGUCAUGAAGAUGCAAGUCGUUGUUUAAUGCAUAAACUUAUGAAUUUAAACGAAGAUCCCUUGUUGAAUCUAGUUGCACGUGAAUGUUCACAAAUCAUAAUGUAUAAAAUCCUUUCCAAACGUCUUCCUACUACGCUGGAGAUUUCACACAAAUUGGGUUCGUAUUCAACAAGAUCGUCAACACAGCCAUGUACAUUAUUUCAAAAAGAACAAUCUUCUGAGCAUGAAAGUAUAUGCGGAGAAUUCUUAGAUGACGACCAUCAUAAUCACCAUCACGACAAGCAGAUGUGCACAGAUCAUCAGACCGAAAAUGAGUAUGAGAUGACUAUUAUAAAUAAUGACGCUGUUGAAAGGUGUAACAUAAAAAAAGGUGCCAGUAGUCAUCAAGAGAACCAAAAUAACAGCAUCAUGGACCAGCCUAAAUCUCAAAUAUUUGCCAGUUAUAUAGAAAAACAGUUCAAUCACAUGGUAAAGGAAAUAGAAUUACAUCUCAGUGGUUCUAUUCAAGAAGAGCAUGAUUCACUUGUUCAGUUUUUACAAUAUCCAAUGAAUUCCAUAGACAAUUUCUCAUAUGACUCAUUUAUAGCAUCUUUGGUACAGCACGCAUUUGAUCUCAUAAAAUUGGGCUCUGAGGAUCAGUUUGUUCGGCUUCUUCAAGUUUUCAACUCUUUAUCUAAAGCGUCCAUGGAAAAACCUAUGGUAUCUGAAACUGGCCAGAAUACAGCACACUAUAUUCUUUGUUCAAAUGGAAUUUGUGAUUUGAUUGUAAGGUGUAUAGAAAAUCCAAGUACCUCUGAAACUGUAUUUAUAAUGGCGAUCGAAUUGGCGAUAAAUUUAUUGAAGUAUGGAAAUAAGCAUGUACAAGAAUGCUUUUACAGUAUUCUUUCAAAGCCUAAAAUUCAUGAAGACUUCUUCAAUGUUAUAUUCCAAAGAAUUCAUAAUGCGUACAGUCAAGCGGAAAAUUUAACAAAGAAUAGAUCAUCUGUCGAGGAAGACGUAAUGACUCUCACAAACUACCCAGGUUAUACUCAUCAGGUAUCAAUUGUAAAGAAUGUUCCAGCAGUGAAGACUUUGAAGUUUUUGCAAACUCUGUGUAACCGGAGCAAUUUAAAGCUACAAGAGAUAUUACGUGUUCAACCGCACAAUGUAACCACAUUCAAUCUGGUUGAAGAGAUGAAAUCAUUAUUUUUGAAGAUGUGGGAAAUGAAUGAUCACAUUGUCAUCACUUCGAUUACUACUGGUAAUAAUGAUAAAAGUAGCGAUGACAAUCCUCAGCUGUUUAACGCCACUUGUAAAAAGUUUGAAGAACAACGAAAAGUUAACCACAUGACAAGGCUAAAACCACACAGCCCCAUUGAAAAGAAAAAGGUGAAAAAUAUACCCAACUAUACGAAUACAUAUAAGAGAUCAGUUCAAACCUUAAUAUCGAAUAGAGCAAAUGAAAAUCAAGAAAUUACACAAACUCAGAAGAACAGUAAUAACAACAAUAACAACAAUGCCAACAACAGUGGCCCACUAAAUGCAUGUCAAGCUGAAAUUAUAAUUCUCAUUUUGACCUGUCUUACUGAAUUUUGUCAAGGCCCUUGUGUCAACAAUCAAAAUGAUAUUGUGUUCGGAAGCCCCGAUAUUUUGUACAAGCUAGUGAAUUUAAUAUUGGACACACCAGGAUGGAUUAUAAACAAUAAUAAAUUAAAGGAUAAUACGUGCUUACUAACUGAUAUUAAUUUCUCAUCGAUAAAAUUACUACUAGCAGUGCUGGAAGGUCGCAUUGAGGAUAGUGUCUACCAGCGACUCUUAGAUCUUUGGCCAAUCGAUAGUUUAAUAAAUACUGUCAGGAAUUAUUACAUUUUGUCGCAGAAUUCGGAUGUUGCACGGGAUCACUCAGGAGAAUUAAUUCAUAAAAGUGGACAUAUGUUAUUCAUUUUGGCACAGCAUCUGUAUAGAUGUUUCCCUGUAAUCCUUAAACACAUGAAAAUCUCUGAUAAUAAUGACAAUAAUUUCAGUAAAACUGAUUUAUCAAGGACAAAAUGGUCUGAAUUGAAUUAUCAAAACGCCAUAGAAGCGAAACAUUUAUACAGAUUGGAAUCGAUCGAUGAUAACAGUUCUUCGACUAAUGAUGUUCGAAAGUUAAGAUUGGAUAUCACUAUUAUAAAACGCUCAAUUAAAAAUCAAAGUGAUAGUUUUUCAUGCCUUCAACAUUAUUCUAUGAAUACAGCGCAAAUAGAGAUUGUUCGUGAGAAUAAUAUUAUUGAAAGACUCAUUUAUCCAAUUCCCGAAAUCUGUCAUUAUUUAACAAAUGCUAAAAAACAUCAGUUGCUAAAUUGGACGGUUAUGAAUGAUGAUCAUUCAAAAAUACCUUCAAUGUUUGAAAUGAUUGAAGACAUUUAUGCUGAAAUGUUAUGUGCUAAACACAUGCUUGUUCAUACUUGGAUUCAUUGGUUUUCAUUACGUUCUCAGUGGAUAUCGGACGCAAGUUUCUAUCAAACAUUGUGUUUGAACGUUUUAUUAGUCAUCUUUUAUCCAUUUCAAGAGGAAUCACUAUCUUUAAGCUUCACUAAAAUUGAAGAAGAAAUUACUUUAAUACCACUGGCCAUUUUAGCAGUUAUAUUAUGCCUUAUUUGUUCAAAUCAGUUCACCGUGCAAAUCUAUGUUGGAUUAGAGGCGUUAUAUUUAUUGCUUGUAUGUGGUAGUGAAAACAUUAUUUCCGUGAUGGGUUUGACCAAUUUGAUUUUUAGACUAUUCAACUUGAUUAUAAUUUACAAACAACAUCGUCUUAUAAUGCAGUAUAAAAAUCAUUUGUCCACAAAUCAAUCAAAAUCAGGUAGUGAAGCGUACUCUCAACAGCUUACAUCAUCGGAAAUAUCUGAAGAAAAACAAACAGUUUUUACUUCAUUAUUACAUUUAUCUUUUCAGAAUUACAAUUUCUUGUCAGUAAAAAAACUAUUGAACUGGAUUUUUUCUUCGCUAAUUCAUUUAAAAAGCCAAAAUAUUAGCCAGUUACAUAAUAAGGUUAUUCAACAUGCCAUACUUAUUAUAUUUGCUGUUUUUGGAGUUUUCCUGCACCCAUUAUUUCAUAGCCUAGUGCUACUCGAUAUAAUUACGCGUGAAGAAACCUUACUGAAUGUCGUACGUUCGGUGACAAAAAAUGGUCGCUCUAUCUUCUUGACAGGAAUAUUAGCCUUGAUCAUAAUCUAUCUGUAUUCUAUCAUUGGAUUCACUUAUUUUCGUGAUGAUUUUGCCGUGGAAGUUGAUCCGACCAAGGAUAAUGAAGAAAUUAAUGGUAAUACUGAACAUCGUUGUGAUUCGCUAAGAAUGUGUAUGUUAACAACUCUUCGAGAAGGCUUGUUAAAUGGUGGUGGGAUUGGUGAAGCACUUAGACGUCCAAGCAACAAAGAUAGCUCAUUUAUUUUUCGAACAAUUUACGAUCUAUCAUUCUUUGUCAUUGUAAUAGUCAUCAUAUUAAAUUUAAUAUUUGGUGUAAUCGUGGACACAUUUGCAGCACUUCGUCAAGAAAAACAAAAUUCUGAAGAGUUGAAUAAAAAUCAUUGUUCUGUUUGUGGACUACACCGUUCUGCAUUUGAUCAUUCCAAUACAAGUUUUGAUGAACAUGUUGAAGUGGAUCAUAAUGUCUGGCAUUAUAUAUACUUUAUAAUUUAUUUAAAAACAAAAUCGGUUAAUGAUCUAACUGGACCAGAAAUAUAUAUUAAUAAACUGAUUAAAAAACGUGAGUUUAAAUGGAUUCCACGUCGAAGGGCUAUGACUUUACAUAUCAUGGAAACUGUCUCUCCGAAGAAAUCUGAAGAAAUUGACAAUCUGCGGAAACAGCUUGAAAAAACUAUGAGUGCAGUACAUUCUCUUAACGAAGGAUUUAAAAAUUUGUCUAAGCAGAUUACUAAAGAGAACAUGGAAAAAUCUAAAGAGAAAUUAAUCUCGUGUAUAACGAAUUCUCUUUCAAACCAUAUCAAUGGGGAGGAAUAAUCAUAUCUACAACGGCGUAAACUAACUGAAUAGAACAAGCAUACAUCUUUCUACUAUUCAAUUUUUUUUCAGUCAUCGAUGUAAACAGGGAGACGUGGACUCCGUUUCACGUUGUUUAUAUGUGUUUAGAAGAUUUUUGUUAUUAUGACUCGAUUACUAUCAACACAAGUAGCUGUCUAUUUUGUAUGCCACUAGUGCUGUUUCUACAUUUCAGAUUAUUCUAACUCUAUUUGUUUGCAUAUUUGAUUUGCUUUACUGAUGAUAGCAAUGAUAAUAAUAAUGAUAAUGAUUCCAAUGACCAAUGUGUUGAUUGAUGCAACUGAGAUGAUUCGUUUAAUGAUAGGUCAUUGACUUCAGCCUCAAAGUUGACCUAAAUUCUCUUGUUCAGUUUUACAAUGUUGCCACAAUGUUGUGUAAAUUGAAAUCGUUGACUUAAGAAUUUAUUUCUUAUUCUUUAAAGACAUAAAACUAUCUGCUUUUUAGUCCUCACUAGGAUCCUUGUUUAAAAAGUUGCAAAAAAAUUCAUCUAAAGUACUCGAUCGCAAUAACUCUAAGUUUGUAAUCGAUUGGUUUUUCCAACAGUCAAUUACUACUUUGAUUGAUGGGAUAUAUAUUUGUUUGUUUCCAGU
Molecule: messenger RNA, 8551 nt
Organism: Heterobilharzia americana
Lineage: Eukaryota; Metazoa; Platyhelminthes; Trematoda; Strigeidida; Schistosomatidae
Source: the annotation of a GenBank genome assembly